Xylona heveae TC161 is the source of this 1872-nucleotide messenger RNA. RefSeq names its product Glycylpeptide N-tetradecanoyltransferase. Lineage: Eukaryota; Fungi; Ascomycota; Xylonomycetes; Xylonales; Xylonaceae. Gene Ontology annotation, biological process: N-terminal peptidyl-glycine N-myristoylation. Gene Ontology annotation, cellular component: cytoplasm. The record is from RefSeq and is a predicted model, not a curated record. The transcript is spliced from 6 exons. Gene Ontology annotation, molecular function: glycylpeptide N-tetradecanoyltransferase activity. The coding region runs from base 97 to 1785 and encodes 562 amino acids.
GCUGUGUUUCUUUAGGACUUCCCCACCAACCGCGCUCUCUGUCUAUUGCAACUACAACUCUCUUUGCGAACGCGAAACGCGUUGCAGUGGCCAAUUAUGGCGGAAGAAUCAAAGCAGGUCGAUCCCAAAAUCAAUAACGAAGUCGUCAAAGAAGUGGUCGAGUCGAAGAAUGCUCCCGAGCAGGAUGCCUCUGACGAUGAUCCCGCCAACCGCGCCGCUGGCAAUUCCGACGCCGUCGCCGCAGAAGCCAGCUCUAAAAAGAAAAAGUCCAAGAAGAAGAAGCUCAAGUCUAUCUUGACCGGUUCCAAAGACAAUAAAGAAAAUACUGCCGAAGCCGGCCCCUCUUCUUCCUCCGAACCACCCAAGCUUAAUAUCAAGGGCAACAUGGUGGAGCAGCUCCUGCAAGCUAACCCGUCCCUGAAGCCUGAGGUUGCAGGUUUGAGCAAGUCGCAGGCGGAAGAUAUGCUUUCGAAACUGAAGCUCGAGGAUCUUCUGACUGGCAUGUCAAUUGGCGGAAAGAACCAAAAGGACAUGGCUUCAUAUAAGUUUUGGUCAACUCAGCCCGUGGCGCGAUUCGAUGACAAACCUGAUGUGGAAGAAGGCCCGAUCAAGAUAAUCGACCCCGAGAAGGUGCCCAGCGACCCUGCGCCUCUGAUUGAGGGCUUUGAGUGGGUGACAAUGGAUUUGAACGACGAAAAGGAGCUCGAGGAAGUCUAUGACUUGUUGACCUAUCACUACGUGGAGGAUGAUGAGGCCAUGUUCAGAUUUAAUUAUUCGGCAUCUUUCUUCGGCUGGGCGCUCAAAUCUCCCGGAUGGACCAAGGACUGGCACGUUGGCGUGCGCGCAACUCAGUCUCGCAAGCUCGUCGCAUUUAUCUCUGGUGUUCCCGUCGAUAUUCGCGUUCGCGACAAGGUUGUUAAAUGCUCCGAGAUCAACUUCCUCUGCAUUCACAAGAAGCUCCGUUCAAAGCGUCUUGCACCCGUUCUUAUCAAGGAAAUCACCCGCCGUUGCUACCGCGUCGGCGUUCAGCAAGCCGUGUAUACUGGCGGCGUUGUCUUGCCCAAGCCCGUCAGCUCUUGCCGGUACUUUCACCGUAGCCUCGACUGGCUGAAGCUCUACGAAGUUGGCUUCUCUCCCAUGCCAGCCAAAUCGACGAAGGCCAGGCAAAUUACAAAGUACCACCUCCCGGGAAGCACUUCCACCAAUGGUCUGCGACAGAUGCAGGAGAAGGACGUUGAUGCGGUCUGCGAUCUGCUGAACCGCUACCUGAAACGUUUCGAAUUCGCACCUAAUUUUACCAAGGAGGAGGUCUAUCACUGGCUGCUGCACAAAGAGGGAACCACACCGGAGCAGGUCGUCUGGAGCUAUGUUGUCGAGGAGCCUGGCACGGGCAAGAUUAUUGACUUCUUCUCCUUCUACCUGCUUGAGUCUUCGGUUAUUGGUAACAAGAAACACGACUGUGUUCGCGCUGCCUACCUCUUCUACUAUGCUACCGAGACGGCAUUCCAGCCGAAUGCUCUAGAGUCUGGCGCUCUGAAGGUCCGCUUGAAUGCCCUCAUGCACGAUGCUUUGAUUCUUGCAAAGAGGUAUAAUUUCGACGUAUUCAAUGCGCUCACCCUUCUAGACAACCCGCUUUUCCUACAGGACCAAAAGUUUGGCGCAGGAGAUGGCCAGCUGCAUUACUACCUUUAUAACUACCGCGUUGCUCCCAUCUCUGGUGGCGUGGAUCAGAACAAUGACCCUGACCCAACGAAAAUGGGUGGUGUCGGUCUCGUCAUGCUGUAGAUAUAUACAUGUAUACUUAUGCCACGAUGUGUCUUUAUAUUUAAAGAAGAAAAACAAUUAUGAAUCAUGGAAUCUUAUGUGUCGCAG